AACAAGGCCGUCGUGUGUGCGGUGUCAGCAAGCUACAUUUCAACAUUCGCGGGAUAUCCUCUGGACUCUAUCAAGUCCAGACUGCAGACCAUUCGCACCCCGAUAACGAUCCACAGCCUAGCCGCGCAGGUGUAUAGAGAGGAGGGUAUCGUUGGGUUCUACCGUGGGCUAUGGAUACCAUUGAUGACAAUCUCAUUUGUCCGCGCGGCAUCAUUCACGAUAUAUACGAGUACUAAAGAGUACUUCCGCGAUCAUCAUCUGCUAGCGCAUAAUACACUACUGAACGUGGCCUCAACUGGUGGCAUUGGAGGUGCCCUAUCCGGGUCAUUGAUAUCAUUUGGGAGUGCGCCAUUCGAACUUGUCAAGGUUCGCCGGCAGCUGGAAUACUCUAUCGCUGCAAGCAAGGGUUUGCGUAUAAUAAAAGCUCCAGGUACUAUGGAUGCUGUUCGUGAGAUAUUCAGAACAUAUGGCCUUGGUGGCCUGUAUCUCGGUUUCCGCCUCCAUUUCGUGCGAGAUACGGUGGGCACCGGCUUGUACUUUUUCGAGUACGAUGGUCUGCGGCACCUGAUGGGUCGUCUACAAUCUGGGGAGCAAGGUCCAACACCAGCUUGGAUGCCCGUUCCAUUGUCCACGGUUCCAUUCCUAUGCGGCUCUCUGGCAGGAGUCACCUCAUGGGCAUUGAUAUAUCCUCUUGACGUCGUCAAGACGAAAGUUCAGCAGCGCGCGUUGGCUGGAGAGCAGCGGCGGGGUACAUGGGAGACCUUGCGCCGACUGAUCCGAGGCCCAGAUCCAAAUGCGCCGAAGCCGAUAUUGACAGGGCUAACCAGGUUGUAUCGUGGUCUGGGAGUCAGUGCCUUGAGAAGCAUCACAACCCACGGCUUGCUAUGGACAUUCUUUGAUCUCACAGCUGGGUACAUUGAUAGGUUACCAGUGAUUAAUAGAAGCAAUGAAGAGAAUGCUACUUAG
Molecule: messenger RNA, 966 nt
Organism: Postia placenta MAD-698-R-SB12
Lineage: Eukaryota; Fungi; Basidiomycota; Agaricomycetes; Polyporales; Adustoporiaceae
Exons: 9
Biological process (GO): transport
Molecular function (GO): transmembrane transporter activity
Source: RefSeq, a predicted model, not a curated record